UAACCUGCGAGAUUUGCGGUAUUAGGCUAAAUCGCGCAGUAAACUACGCUACUUUAAGCUUUGACUUGAGGUCUGAGAAUGCUUCCUUUCUCUGCAAAAUGCAAUCCAAUCCCAAACAAAACUGAAUCAUUUUCUUGUUUCUGCAACAACUAACAAGGAGACAAAAAAAAUGGAGGCAGAACAUCACCAAGAUACCUCAACCGCAAUCGAAAGCCUUUACGUUAAAGUGAUGACCGACGAACAAAUGGAACUGCUCCGGCAACAGAUAUCCGUCUACGCCACCAUCUGCGAACAGCUUGUAGAGAUGCACAAAGCAGUAACCACCCAGCAAGACCUCGCAGGGCUGAGGCUGGGUAAUUUGUACUGUGAUCCGUUGAUGGCGUGUUCUGGACACAAGAUAACGGCGAGGCAGCGUUGGACUCCGACGCCUCUGCAGCUUCAAAUUCUGGAGCGAAUUUUCGAUGAGGGAAAUGGCACUCCGAGUAAGCAGAAGAUCAAGGAGAUAACCACCGAACUGGGGCAACACGGCCAAAUAUCAGAGACGAAUGUGUAUAACUGGUUCCAGAACAGAAGGGCUCGUUCGAAGAGGAAGCAACUCGCUCCCGCCGCGCCGGAGCCAGAAGCCGAGGCGGAAGUUGAGUCUCCGAGAGAGAAAAAGAUACGCGCCGCCGAGAGCGUUCAGGUUGUUCAACCCUUUGAGAAUUCAUCACCUCAUAGGAUGAAGGACAUGUACAUCCACAGUCCUGACUUAGGAUUUGACCAAUUGCUGAGUAAAAUAGAAGUUGCAGGCUGUUACAGCUCUUAUUUUCUUUGACAGAAUCUGUGGAAUGCAUGGGUUGAAGACUCUUCACUUUUUCAGUUCAUCAUCACCCAAACACUAGUCUCCUUUUGUAUUGUUUUGAUACUUGAUAUAUAACAUUAGUUAUUUGAUGUUAUUUUAAAUAUUAGUAUAUAGUUAUUUAUACUGACAAAUGGCAAGAAGAGUUAAUUAUUCCUUCUUCAUGGAAUCAAAAUUUAGUAGUGAGUGUGAGUUGUGCA
Molecule: messenger RNA, 1038 nt
Organism: Vigna unguiculata (cowpea)
Lineage: Eukaryota; Viridiplantae; Streptophyta; Magnoliopsida; Fabales; Fabaceae
Product: WUSCHEL-related homeobox 8-like
Molecular function (GO): DNA binding; DNA-binding transcription factor activity
Source: RefSeq, a predicted model, not a curated record